This is a messenger RNA of Aspergillus alliaceus, 630 nucleotides long. RefSeq names its product rhodanese-like domain-containing protein. Lineage: Eukaryota; Fungi; Ascomycota; Eurotiomycetes; Eurotiales; Aspergillaceae. The transcript has 2 exons. The record is from RefSeq and is a predicted model, not a curated record. Bases 1 to 630 code for a protein of 209 amino acids. Gene Ontology annotation, cellular component: mitochondrion. Gene Ontology annotation, molecular function: thiosulfate-cyanide sulfurtransferase activity.
AUGGCCUCCAUACAAUCCAUCCGCCGCCCUCUCACGACUCUCUUAUCCCGAACCGCAAAGCCAAUCUCCAACCCCGCAGCAAUCCGAACAGCAGAAGUGUCCCGAACCUUCACAACAACCCCAUCUCCAUGUCCCGCUAAAUCAAUCCGCGGCAUCCCCCCAAUCCGCCAGCUACAACCAAACCCCAAACCCCAACUCCACCGCCAAUCUUGCCGCUGGAAAAGCGACAACAGCUUACCCCUGAAACAAUGGGAAUUCAAUGAUAUCAAUGCCGCGCUCCCCGGAACAAAACCCGAACGGAACCUAAUUCUCGUCGACGUCCGUGAACCCGCCGAGCUGAAGGCUACGGGGAUCAUCCCGUCUGCGGUCUCGGUCCCGCUAGCGUCGCAGCCGGAUGCGUUCUUCUUGACGGCGGAGGAGUUUGAGAAUCGGUUUGGGUAUCCAAAGCCCGGGGCUGAGGGGGAGGGGGAUGUGGUGUUUUAUUGUAAGGCUGGGGUGCGGGCGAGGGCGGCGGCGCAGUUGGCGGUGCAGGCUGGGUAUGAGGCUGAGAGAGUGGGGGUUUAUGAGGGAAGUUGGUUGGAUUGGGUGGAUAGAGGGGGGAAGGUUGAAAGUUGGGAGGGGGAGGAUUGA